AUGGCCGACGAUUUACUACACCUAGUAGCCACGAUUACCGUCAAGGACGGUAAACUCGAACAGGUCCUCGAAGCACUCAAAACCUUAGCUUCCACAGUCCACCAAACCGAACCCGACGUGCUACGGUACUUUGCUUUUCAAACGAAAAACAGCGAGGGCCAGGAUCAGUUGGUUAUGAUUGAGAAAUAUUCCAAUGCAGAGGCCCACAAGGCUCACUCUGCUACCUCCCAUUUCAAGAGUUUUGUGGGUCAGGUACAGGACCUUUUGGCUGGGCCUUUGGAUAUCAAGGUUGGGCCGUUGGUUGCAGGGUAUGAGAGCAAGAGCAAGGCCAGUUUGUGA
Molecule: messenger RNA, 339 nt
Organism: Talaromyces rugulosus
Lineage: Eukaryota; Fungi; Ascomycota; Eurotiomycetes; Eurotiales; Trichocomaceae
Exons: 3
Coding region: 1-339 (112 amino acids)
Source: RefSeq, a predicted model, not a curated record